GAGGGUCAUUUUCCACAUGAUAAAUAAGCUGACUCAUUCGUUAUACAAUACCAAUACAUUAUAUAUCUACACGUGUAGAUAGAUACGUCAACGUAAUGUAGAUUUUUGUAGAAAGGGCUUGGCUGUAGCACUCAAUUACGUUUAGGCUGUUGUUCAUGUUCAGUUAAUUCAGUGCUGUUCUUACUUUAACCAGCAAGUGGCAGUGCACCUACGUGUGGAACUACAAAAUAAAAUGUUACAUCGGGUCUAUAAUUUCACAUUAGUUUAAAAUACUUAUUCUAUGAAGUGUGAUGUAGUUUUAGCGCGGCGGGGUGUGCUACUUCUGAACUGACACAAACGUUGAACUCAAUUUAAAUCGAGUUUAUGGUCAAAAACAUUGGGAGUUAGGAAAUUCGCACAGCCAUCAUCUCGUUCCAACCGGUUUCCCCAGCUUGUAAAUGUCGUGUAGAAUAUAUUAUGAUGAUACAGUCGGCUGAGAUUCUUGUGGGGGCGUGUCUAGGUAUAGUUCUUAAUAUAAAUGUGUCUCUCCGCCAAUGGGAGCCAGCAAUGUGCUGUUUUUCUUACAUAAAUUAUGCAAAUGAUAGAGGCUGCAGAUUUUCAUCAAAGCGGAGAUGAGCUGACCUUGGCGAUUCUUAGUGCCGCAGUCCUAGAUGAACGCUCUCGGGAUGCGAUCCUUCCCUUCCCUUAAUUAACCCUGAAGAUGUGAUAUUUAAUCGAAGAGACGAAGGUUGUUUACCACAGCUAUAUCCUAUGGAUAAACUAGCAUGAAUUCUGCAUGCUACACCGUGGCGAUGGAUCUUGGUGUUUGUCAGCUGAGACAUUUUUCGAUAUCUUUCCUGUCGUCGUUGCUGGGGACAGACAGCUCGACCGUCCGACUGGAUAAUAGUUCCUCGGGUGCCAGUGUUGUGGCCAUAGACAAUAAAAUUGAGCAAGCAAUGGACUUGGUUAAGAGUCACCUGAUGUACGCCGUGCGGGAAGAGGUGGAAGUUCUGAAAGAGCAGAUAAAAGAACUGGUAGAGAGGAACUCUCAGCUGGAGCAGGAGAACAGCGUGCUUAAGAACUUGGCCAGUCCAGAACAGCUGGCACAGUUUCAAGCACAAGUGCAAAGUGGCUCACCGGCGGCGUCUUCCAUUCAAGGGAGCCAGCAGCAGCCUGCCCCAUCGGUCCAGCUUGCCUCUCAGACCGCGGCGGGGCCUUCUGCAUAGCCACCUUUUUUAAGUCCCUUCCAGAGUGGCAUAAAGACAGUGCUGUGAGGAGUGGGGAAAGAGACUGAACGCAAACAUGCUCGCGCUAACGAUCAUUACGCCUGAAGAUCCAUUCCUCAUUUACAGGAGAAUGCUGUCAAAAGCAAAUGAUUCUUUUUGCACAUAUGACUUUUUCAAAACUUGACACAGUGUUACAGCUGAGACACACAACUGACAAUCCGGUCAUGCUCCCCCCGGAAGCAAGAUGAUGGGACGUUGCCAAAAAAAAAGACAAAGUGAGAUUUGUCAAGCGAACAAGCUGGACAUAUUAACUCAAAGAAUCACCGUGCCUACGUCUGAUACAUUUCAAGUGUUGUUGAUUUUCAUCAGUGACUAUGGGAUUAUGGGUAAAUGGGUGGUGCCAUGCUCCCACAGACUAAAUGUAUGUAACCACAGCAGUCCUUAGGUCUAUACGCUUGAUUGGAGGUAAGCACUUUUCAUGGUGACAGAAUGUGAUGAUCCAAACUCAGUGCCCCAUCUGGCAUGGGCGGGGGGUGGGGUGGGGGGUGUUCAUUUUGUUAUUGUCAUAAUUAUUUAUGAUCGUUUGAAUGAAGGGAAAACACUUGCUUUGGGAUAGGAUAUUUUCUUUGAGGUUGAACUCAUCCACGCCCUUGUUAAGCCCCCGUUUUCUUUUUUUAAGAGCCUGGGGGGAAUUUGUUGAUGGGCUGAGCUUAAAUACUUAAGAGGUUGGAUAAUGGUAUGUAUAUUUCUGUAUAUUUAGUGUAAGUACUUUUUGUAAAAUAAUAACAUGAAAAGAGUGAAGAAAUGCUAUUAAGCUUGUACAAAAAUUGGAAAUGAGCUGAUUAUUGACGGACCUAAGUAUUUGGGCAGUCUUUUUUUAAAGAGAAACAAAUGCUGUUAUUCUGGGAGUGGAGCACACCAACAAUUUUAUAGACGUUUACCUGACAAAACCCCAGUUCCAUUGCCCUGGCUGAACUCACUCCGACUGUAACCAUUGGUCAGUUGCAUUUCUUUUGAGGUAUUGCACCCACAUGGGUUUCAUCUUUCAUUUGACAGUGAAGCACUCUGGCUGAUCAACUCUGAAAACACAUUUACUAUGAAUAUCAUUAUGGAAAACGGAUAUGACUUUUGCAUUACCUGUAUGCUUAUGUUCUGUGCAUGUUCCUCAAACCAGAUAAAUUGUAACAACUCAGUUGCACUUGACAGUUGUACUUGUCAACUUUAAAUAAAAUGUUACAGAAAAACAAGUUUGAUAACCAA
Messenger RNA from Clupea harengus (Atlantic herring), 2465 nucleotides. RefSeq names its product TSC22 domain family, member 1 (gene tsc22d1). Gene Ontology annotation, cellular component: cytosol; nucleus. Gene Ontology annotation, biological process: positive regulation of cell population proliferation; negative regulation of apoptotic process; regulation of transcription by RNA polymerase II. The record is from RefSeq and is a predicted model, not a curated record. Lineage: Eukaryota; Metazoa; Chordata; Actinopteri; Clupeiformes; Clupeidae.